AUGAAGGCCGUUCACACUCUUGCUCUCGGCCUUGCCGUCUUUUCUCCCCUGGCCUCCGCUUGGCCACAAUGGCUCCCUGACGUAGAUGCGCUCGUAGUUCGUCAGAAUGACGAAUCCACAGCCGCUGCCACUGCCACCCAAGCGGCAUCUGCCACGACAGGUGCUAAAGCAACCGCCACUACCGCAGACGCGACGAACACCGGCGGAGCGAAGACAACCAACCUUAACACCGCAAAGGUGAAGACAGGCACCAACACUGGGUCUGCUACCGGCACAGGCACCGAUGCUACCGCGAGCUCUGAGUCUACUUUCGAUGCUAGAGAUCCUGUUGGCAGUGUUGUCAUGGUCGAUCCCGCGACGACGGCCAACUCUAUCAACUUGUACAAGAUCGGAGACUACGUCACUUGGAAGUGGAACUACACAAACGUGCAAGCCACCCCAACAGCCGUUGAUGUGCUCAUCAGCUGUUCUUCCCGAUCCCAGACGUGGACGUUGACACAGAACAUGAGUUGGGCCGAGCCCGCUUCUUACACAUGGGAUACGAGCGUCCAGGCUACUGAUGCCUCAGCUCCCUUGGGCAACGACGCGUAUACGCUGAUUAUUUAUGACGCCGAAUCCAGCGUCACUGCUACUGCAGGCGCCGGCUACCUGGGUGUUUCCAACGCUCUCACCUUUGGCAUGUACCAGCCCCAAGCGUACACACCGUUGAGCGACUUCAACUGCCCGACUUGCGACUCGGCUGCCUCCGCGCUCAAUAGCAAGGCCAUUAGCAUGGCCGUGGGUAUGAGCAUCAUCACCGUCGCCAGCUUUACGUGGUUUGUGGCUGGACUAGGCAUGUUUUAA
Messenger RNA from Colletotrichum siamense, 843 nucleotides. RefSeq lists its product as uncharacterized. The record is from RefSeq and is a predicted model, not a curated record. The transcript has 2 exons. Lineage: Eukaryota; Fungi; Ascomycota; Sordariomycetes; Glomerellales; Glomerellaceae. The coding region runs from base 1 to 843 and encodes 280 amino acids.